AUGGACUUUUCACAGAUGAACGCGGCCGAGCAGGCCCAUAUGUCCAAGGUAAUUGAGAAGAAGCAGAUGCAAGACUUUCUGCGCAUGUACUCAAAUCUCGUGGAGCGAUGCUUCAAUUCAUGUUGCAACGACUUCACCAGCAAGGCACUGUCAUCAAAAGAGGAGCAAUGCGUGAAUAACUGCACAGACAAGUUUCUGAAGCACUCGGAGCGGGUGGGUGCUCGCUUUGCGGAACACAAUGCCGAGGCAAUGGGCUCAGCGCCUAUGAAGUAG
Sparassis crispa is the source of this 273-nucleotide messenger RNA. RefSeq names its product Mitochondrial import inner membrane translocase subunit TIM9. NCBI's taxonomy places the organism in Eukaryota, Fungi, Basidiomycota, Agaricomycetes, Polyporales, Sparassidaceae. The record is from RefSeq and is a predicted model, not a curated record. Bases 1 to 273 code for a protein of 90 amino acids. The transcript is spliced from 4 exons.